UGCACUCAAAGGAUCUGAUUUUGCGAAUUACUAAUGGGAAGAUAAGCACAUCAUUUCCUCUCCUUUCACCUCAGUUUACUCCUCUGUAGAAAUAAGUUGAAAUAAAUAUCUCAAAAGAUUCCUUCUGCCUCUAAAUCUCCUAAUGACAACUAUAUUCAUAUUUUCAUGGUGCUUUAUGAUUACAAAGUGCUUGCCAAAAAAAAUACUGACAAGCAAAUAUUAUUAAGGCCAUUUUACAGAGCAGGGAAACUGAAGCUCAGUGAUAUGAAGGAAUAUGCCUGCAACCAUCGUUCAACAGGGCUGUUUCUCCUGCAGUCCAGUUUGUAACAAAGGAAUAACUGGACUUGGUGUUAGGGAGUCCUGAAUUCAAGUCUUACCUUUGAUUUGAACUCAGGUGUUCCUGACUCCAGGCUCAGUUCUCUGACCCACCAAAUAAAAUAAAACUUUACAAUUAUUGAAUGGCUUUCGUUAUAGCUAUUGAUCAAAAUUUUGGCUUUGUCCGGUAUGACCUCGGACAAUUACUCUCGGAGUCUUUCCUCUUGUGUAAAAUGAAGGAUUUGGACCAGAUGAACUCUAAAGUCCUUUCCAGCUCUACAUGGAUCUCAUAUUGAAUAAAAGACUAAUCUCAGAGAGGAAAAGAAGGUGUUUCUCCUCUCCUAGUUUUUUCUAAAGUUCCAAACGUUAAGACGCUAGAAAACCACUCCAGUAGGAGCCGCUGCACAAAAAUGUCCCUUCUCACUUGCCAUAAUCCUCUUUUCACUACACCCCUGACCCCUGACCCCGAGAAGCCACCGCCAGAAGGAAAGAUGGCGGCGGCGGCGUGGUUGGAAAACGGGUAUCUGUGGCAGGCCUUCCGCAGGGUUCCAGGAUGGAAAAGUCCCUGUCCUAAGACCUGGGCCCACCGCCGUCAGCUCUCCUCACGCCCUCCCCAGCCUUCGGCCUCGGUCAUCCGAACUGCCUUCCUUCACUUCUUCCGGGAUCGUCAUGGCCAUCAGCUAGUGCCCUCUGCCUCCGUAAUGCCUCGCAGCGAUCCUGGCCUGCUCUUCGUCAAUGCGGGAAUGAACCAGUUCAAACCAAUCUUCUUGGGCACAGUGGACCCUCGAAGUGAGAUGGCCCGGUUCCGACGAGUAGCCAACAGCCAGAAGUGUGUUCGGACAGGAGGGCGACAUAAUGACCUGGAGGAUGUAGGCCGAGACCUUUCCCACCAUACCUUCUUUGAGAUGCUUGGCAACUGGGCAUUUGGAGGUGAAUACUUUAAGGAAGAGGCCUGCAGCAUGGCCUGGGAGCUGCUGACCCACAUCUAUGAAAUUCCUCAGGACAGACUAUGGGUAACUUAUUUUGGUGGUAAUCCUCCUGAGGGGCUGGCCCCAGACUACGAGAGCAGGGAUAUCUGGCUCAGCUUGGGGGUACCUUCUUCCCGGGUGCUUUCCUUUGGACCAUCAGAAAAUUUCUGGGAGAUGGGAGAGAUAGGACCUUGUGGACCCUGUACUGAAAUCCACUAUGACCUAUCAGGAGGAGUGGGUCCUCCCCAACUGGUAGAGCUCUGGAAUCUGGUCUUCAUGCAGUAUAACAGGGAGGCAGAUGGAAGCUUGCAGCUCCUGCCCCAUCGGCAUGUGGACACUGGCAUGGGCCUGGAAAGGCUGGUGGCUGUGUUGCAGAACAAACGUUCUACCUAUGACACAGACCUCUUCUCCCCGCUGCUUACAGCUAUCCAGCAGGGCUGCAGGGCACCCCCAUACCAGGGCCAGGUGGGUAAGGCAGAUGGGGGACACACAGACAUGGCGUACCGAGUGGUGGCCGACCACAUCCGCACCCUGAGUAUCUGCAUGGCUGAUGGGGUUUAUCCCGGCAUGUCUGGAGCCUCACUAGUUCUCCGACAGAUCCUUCGUCGAGCCAUUCGUUUCUCCUCAGAGGUGCUCCAGGCACCUCCGGGCUUUCUAAGCAGCCUGGUGCCCAUCGUUGUGGAGACACUGGGAGAUGCCUACCCAGAGCUGCAGAAGAACACCACCCAGAUUACCAGCCUGGUGGCAGAGGAAGAGACUGCCUUCCUCUCUUCCCUAGAGCGAGGCCGCCGUGUCAUCGAUCGGACCCUGCAGCAGCUGGGCCCCUCUCACCUGUUCCCAGCUGAAGUAGCCUGGUCCUUGUCUGGGAACCUGGGGCUGCCUCUGGAUCUGGUGGGGCUGAUGCUGGAGGAGAAGGGUGUGCAGCUGGACUCAGCUGGUCUGGAGCAACUGGCCCAGGAGGAGGCCCAGCGACGGAGCCAAGCCCAGCAGGCCAAGCCAGCAAAGAAAGCGGAGCUGCGCCUGGACAUCCAUGCUCUGAGCCAGUUGCAGAGGCAGGGGGUCCCCCCGACCGAUGACUCCUCCAAGUAUAACUACUCAUUGCUGCCUAACGGCUCUUAUGAAUUUGGAGCCUGUGAAGCUGAGAUAAUACAGUUGUAUACGCUGGAUGGGGCGGCCACGGACUCAGUGGGGGAAGGUCAACGUUGUGGCCUUCUUCUGGACAAGACCAACUUCUAUGCUGAGCAAGGAGGCCAAGCUUGUGACCGGGGCUAUCUGAUAUGCAAGGGGCAACAAGAUGUGCUAUUCCCAGUCAUUGGGGCUCAGAUUUAUGGGGGUUUCAUUCUUCAUGAGGUGAUAGCCCUGGAGACCUUGAAGGUGGGAGACCAGGUCCAACUGCAUGUGGAUGAGGAAUGGCGUCUGGGCUGCAUGAAGAAACACACGGCCACCCAUUUGCUGAGCUGGGCACUGCGGCAGGAGCUGGGCCCAAACACACAGCAGUGUGGUUCCCACCUGAGCCCCGAGAGACUUCGCUUUGAUGUGGCCACCCUGGCUCCAUUGACAUCUGAGCAGCUUCAGGCAGUGGAGGAGACCAUCCGAGUGGCUGUAGGGCAGGACAAGCCUGUGUACAUGGCUGAGGUGGCUCUGGAGCUAACCACCCAAAUUCCAGGCUUGCGCUCACUUGAUGAGGUCUACCCUGACCCUGUGCGGGUGGUGUCCGUCGGGGUACCUGUAGCCAUUGCCCUGGCCCCCACCUCCCAGGCCGCACUGCAGACAUCUGUAGAACUGUGCUGUGGCACGCACCUGCUACGUACAGGGGCCAUUGGAGACCUGACUAUAGUUGGAGAAAAGCCACUGUCCAAGGGCAUCGUCCGCCUGGUGGCUGUCACGGGGGAGCAGGCCCAGCAGGCCCGAGAUGUUGGCCAGAAUCUGGCUCAAGAGGUUGAAGCGGCUUCAGCUCGACUACACCAGGGAAGCCAGAAUGUUGUGGAGGCUCAGCAUCUCUCCAAGGCUGUGGGGCGGCUCAGUGAUACAGUGGACACAGCUGUGAUGCCCCAGUGGCAGCGUCGGGAGCUGCAGGCCAUCCUGAAGAGACUGCAGCGUCGUGCCAACACUGCCAUCCGAAAACUGGAGAUAGGGCUGGCCACAGCAAAAUCCCGGGAGAUACUGGAGAAACACCCUGUGGGCCCCUUCAUUGUGGACACAGUCCCAACUGAGUCCCUCUCGCUGCUAGUGAAGGUGGUGAAACAGCUGUGUGAGCAAGUCCCUGGUGCCUCCGUGUUACUCCUCAGCCCCCAAGCCCCAGGGAAGGUGCUCUGUGCCUGCCAGGUGGCCCAGGACGCAGUAUCCACCCUCACCGCUGAAACCUGGGCAUCAGCCGUGUGUAGCCACAUGGGAGGCAAGGCCUGGGGCUCCCGAGCUGUGGCUCAGGGAUCAGGGAACACCAGUGACCUGGAGGCUGUGCUGAACAUGGCUCGGGCCUUUGCCCUCAACCAGCAGUAACCCAGGACUGUUGGGUGAAGAGGAGCAGGGAGGCCCAGUGGGGUGGGAACCAGAGGCCUUGGUGACCAAUGACUAGGAAACUAAGGAUAUCAGUCAAGAGCUCAGGAGAGCCUCAGCUUAACUGUGGGUCCUUCAUCUGUGCCGGUCUCCCUCAGUGGGGAGCCCAGGGGACCUUCCCACAAAGUGAGGAUGUGUAUCCAGUGUGUUUCUUAGCUAUGAACACUGUGCCGAAGCUGUGGCUGCCUAUGGAAAAGGACCGGCGGCUCUCACACGUUCCUAGGAAGGAGAGAGGUCUUUCCUUUCCCUUCCCAUCUCUGAACAGAGUGCUCAGCAGCACUUCUGUCCAUGUCUUGUUCCCUCGGGCCUGAGCCUAGGGUCCGAAACCUGUCACCACUGAUUCAGCAUCUCCACAGAUGACAUCAAACCUGAACAAGUGACAGGGAUGAGCUUAGCCUUCUUUGUCCCCAGAGCUAAAGGGCAUAGAGGCCCUGGCCUGGCACUCUAAGAGCCCUCAGACCAGAUGGAAGAUUAAACAACACUUGUGCCCAGAGCAAGCAACUCUGACUACCUCCUCCCUCCUGGACUGGUCCUCAGGAGGACAUUGGAGGGCCCAACAGGACACCUGCUGAAAUGCCAGCCUACUUCCCUCAGUCUAGGCAUCUCACACUUCUGUCUCCUGGCAGUUUUUUCCUAGACUCUGCCAUCAAAUGCUGGGGAAGCUAGGAAUGAGCCUCAAUAAGGGUGAGGAGAGAUGACCUAGGACAGCUUUCCCUUCAGGUCUCUGCAGCUGGAUUUGGAUUUCUGGCCGAGCAUCAAAAUUGUAAAAGGCCUCCAGUUUACCAGCAUCCAGUGGUGUCAUUUGUGAAUUUUAAAAGUCUCCAUCUUGGUCUAGCACCCAAAAAUUGUGCACACCCACCUACACGGGCAUGCGCUAGUCAAUGACUAAUCAGAAAUAAUUAACUGCCCACCUGGGCUGUCCUAAGCCAAGCUAGAGCCAACCAUUGGAUUUGUGAGACACAGGAAGUGAGGUAGGGAACAGCCUCUGGAAUUCGCGGAACUUCCUGUGGAGAGAGCUAGAGGGAGUUGGUGUUAGGAGCUUGGAGAGAGAGGACGCCCGCAGACAGCUUUCCUUCAGAUCGGUCACGUGAGUUAAGGACUGGUUCUUUCCACCUGGGCCUUUAGGCCUAAACUCCCUCUGCCUUGGUCAGAGGUUGAGUAGCCCCUUUUCCCUUUUCUCUUCUCUCCUUCUCUCCCUCUCCUUUUCCCUACUCCCGUUGUGAUUAAACCUCCAUAAACUCCA
Monodelphis domestica (gray short-tailed opossum) is the source of this 5082-nucleotide messenger RNA. RefSeq names its product alanyl-tRNA synthetase 2, mitochondrial (gene AARS2). The record is from RefSeq and is a predicted model, not a curated record. Gene Ontology annotation, cellular component: cytoplasm; mitochondrion. Gene Ontology annotation, biological process: alanyl-tRNA aminoacylation. Lineage: Eukaryota; Metazoa; Chordata; Mammalia; Didelphimorphia; Didelphidae. Gene Ontology annotation, molecular function: nucleic acid binding; aminoacyl-tRNA deacylase activity; alanine-tRNA ligase activity.